GAGCCCCGGGCAGGCCCGGUGCGGCCGCUGGGAAGCAGGCCCACGUCGCCUCCUACUAGGGGAGAGACGGCCAGUGUGCGUCACCUCCUGGUCCCUGCGGACGUCCCGCUCUGAGGGAAGGGGAGGUAGGGCCUAGAAAGGAAGCCCGAACUCGGGUGGAACUCGGAGCGGCGGUGCAGGAGCCGCUACGGCCACAUCCGAGAGGCACGUCCCACAAAACGCACGGCCUGCACGAGCCACCGAGCGGCGGCCUCGGGAACUGGCCGCAGGCCGAGUUUCCGACGGUGUUGGCCUCUCAGUGCCACCUAGGACUUAGUUAACGCUUGUUGCUCCCUGUUCGCUGAGGAGGCGGUCGACCCUAGGCUGUUCUCUCUCCAAGGAGAGAAGCAGCUCAAUGCUGGCUCUUAAUGGGAUGGGCCCGAGCGAUGUAGGGAAAGGGGAAACCCUCUGCCCGCCCGCUGGUUUAAGCUGCGGGGUCUGGGGUUUGUUGUCUUUAUUUGCCUUUUUUUUGGCUGUUGCCAGCUGAGCGCAUGCCAGAUACCUAGGCUAGUGUGACUCUUUCUGUGUUUUGUUACCAUGUGGAGUAAACUCAGAUUGAAACUAUCUUUAUUCUAUUUAAUCCCCCCCCCGCCCCGGAAAUUUUGGUCUUGUGCUUUAAAAAAAAAAGCUUUAAGGAAAAGAAAAAUGUUCUCUUUCUAGCCCGGCAUUGUCUUAACACGUGCGAGCUUAUCCUAAGGAACGCUUGAAGUGUUGUUCGCAUCCUGAGUCCCCCAAGUGUUGUUCCUGAAAGCAUUUAAUUAGAGAAAGUACAGAAGAGUAAUAAAUAGCACGUGGAGGCAACUUCAGACCUACUAACAUGAUGUUUAAUGUGAAUUACCUUGGGAACAAAAGCAUUAAAAGAUUACUUUGGACCCAAAAACUCCUUUUUAAAAAGCAUGAACAGUGCUAUUGAGCUUUUCUCCCCCCCGGUAAAAUAGCUUAUGAAACAAUAGUUUAAACCCUCUUUUGUUGCCUCAUUAGAGCCCCCCCAAAAAAUAUUGUCUUGAAAAUUGUUGAGUACAAUUACAUUAAAAAUUAGAAGUAGUUUGAGAAAAAAACAGACCUGCAGCCUAAAUAAUCUUAUGUGACUUUUAGUUUUAGGGUGUCUUUGUAACUGUCUCGGCUGUAGAGAGAUGUUUAAUGUGCGUCAGCAUAAUUACACCGUAUAAUUUAUCCACCACUGUCAGUUGAGAGAGAUUAGCUCUGUAGUAUGAAUCCUUAAUUUGUCUCUUGAUGUUUUCAUUUUAGCCUGUUUUUUUGGUUGGUGACUUGGAAUAAGUAAUACGCCUCAGCUGCUACAUACUUUGUCUUGUGUGUGCUCUCCUUUGUAAGAAAUUAGUGCUGUUGCAUAUAAACCGUUUUUGAACGUCAGAUAUUUUUAAUGAAAUUGUACAGAGAACUCAAUAGUCAAAACAUUCAAUAACAACAUGGGUAUUGAUAAAUUGGUAGUUUUGGGGCAGAUAGUCACUGUUUUGAAAACCCUACCAAGUUUGUCUUAAGGGCUUAGAAAGUAUUCUGAAUUUUAACUUCAUUUGAACAUUCCAGUGUAUUGGCACCAUAGGUAUUUUAUGAGUAUAUUAUUUCCAUGCUUAUGUCAGUGAGAGAAGCUGUUUACUUGAACUACCUGCUUUCACCUUAGAGAGGAGGCGUGAGGCUUUGAGUAGGGUUCCCCCCGGCCCCUUCCUUUUAGAUUUUUGUAGCUGCUUGAAAUUAGUAGAAACUUUAGAGAAGAGCUACUCAUAUCAUAUGCAUUGCCAUCUCGGGCCUUUUUUUUUUUUUUUUUUUUAAUGCUAAGAACUUCUUUAAUGAAAUUGACAUUUAUCGUGCCACACUAGUGGAGUCUUGAAUAUGUUCUCACUUAAGCCUCACACCAGUCCUAUUGGAGAGAUGUCUGUGUGCCCUUUUUUUAGAUGAGGCAGCAACCAGAAUGCAAACUGGGUCAUGAACGAUAUCCUUAUGGACUUAAACUUUCUUAGUUAGGUAAUUUUUUUUUUGAAGUAGGUACCUUUGUACUCUAAAGUCCAUCCAUCCUUCCGUAGCUGUUCAGUGGUAAAGAACCAAAAGUGAUAGUGCCGUGAGUAAUUUGGUUUCACGUUAAUUAAACAACACAUUUUGUGUACUCAGAAUAAGUAGAAACUAGAUCAAAUCCCUUUUGUUAAAAUAUUCCUUUGUAAAGAAUCUAGUAAUUUUACAUAACUAUUCAUGUUUUAUGUUAAAAGUUGAUUUGUAAUUUAAUUAUUAUUUUUUAUUGUGCUUUAAGUGAAAGUUUACAGCUUAAGUUAGUUUUUCAUACAAAACUUUAUACACACAUUCUUACGUAACACUAGUUGCUCUCCCUGUAAUGUGACAGCACACUCCUCCUUUGCACCCGGGAUUUCCAGAGUCCAUUCAACCAGCUCCUGUCCCUUUCUGCCUUCUCAUCUUGCCUCCGGACAGGAGCUGCCCAUUUAGUGUCAUGUAUCUACUUGAACUAAGAAGCACACUCUUCAUGAGUGUCAUUUUAUGUCUUAUAGUCCAGUCUAAUCUUUGUCUGAAGAGUUGGCUUUGGGAAUGGUUUUAGUUCUAGGUUAACAGAGAGUCUGGGGACCAUGUCUUCUGGUGUUCCUCUAGUCUCAGACCAUUAAGUCUGGUCUGUCCAGUAGAAUUUGAGUUCUGUACCCCACUUUUCUUAGGGACUCCGUUGUGUUCCCUGUCAGGGUGGUCAUUCUUGGUAGUCUGGCACUAUUUAGUUUUUUUUUUGGUCUCAGGCUGAUGGAGUCUCUGGUUUAUGUGGCCCUUUCUGUGAUUUAAUUAUUUUUAAAUACUGAACAUUUAUUCUUUAAAAUAUAAUUCAUGUAACUAAAAUUUUACAGUACUAAUUUGUGGUCAUCCAGAAUUUUGUUUUCUACGGUCCUAAAAUAUAAAACAUCUUAUUAAAUAGACUAAAAAUAGCAGUCCCUGAUUAAAAGCCCCAAACACAAAAAUAGUACAUGUGUUUAAAGGGAGAAACUUAAUGUGCUUAGGAAUUAAUUUUGAUAUUAGUAUAUUUCAAAGCCUACAUUGGGUUGAAGCAAUUUUCUCUUCUGAGGAAUUGUACCAGGAAUUGUAGAAAUUAUAUACCAGUGACAUUAAUAAUAUAAGUUUUGCUAUCAUAUUUUCCCUUUAGUUCAUUGCUUAAUCUCUUUGCUUUGUUUCCUAUUUUGUGUAUUCUGCUACAUAAUUGUUAUAGGAUGGGUACUUACAUAAAGAGAAAAUGACAGCUCAAUCCUGGUGACACACUGCCUUUCAAGGCUAAGUAAUGUGCCUUCACCUCCCUUCACUCCCCUCCUCACUCAGGGGGAAAUCUUAUCUAAAGAUACUGAUAGAGUUUUUACAAUUGCCUUUAAAAAGCAAAAACAAACACUUCCUGAGUGUGGGCAAGGCCAAACAGUGAUUUGCUGUGUCCAGAAAUAAAGUGCUGGAUCUGGAAUCAGUCAUAUGGAGAAAUUACUUAAUAGACGUAGUUUGUUUAACCUUAAGUGUGGCCCUGUGAAGUGGGUAGUCUCCCUGGUUUGCCCCUUCAGGUGUCAGAACUCAGAGGUGAAUAAAAUAGAGCAGCUGCCAGUUGAUUAAGUAAUGAAUAGUAGAGCAGUUGUCCCAGCUCCCCUUUUCAUGCUUUUUCUGAGCGCUGUCUGUGGAAAUCUUUCCUGUGGCGUAGUAGGAUGGGCCACAUAGCACUGAUGUCAUGUAUUAGCACAUACUAGUUCAGCUGGUUAUCACCUUUAAUGUUAAUAUUAUUACUUUAAUUUUUUAGAUUCUCUGUUCCAGAAUUAUUUUCUGGGUAAAGGGAGACCCAGAAUCAGGAAAAGAUAGGUUUAAAAAGGACCGGAAACUUUAACUAAUUAUAGCUCUUGGGUCACAGUUGAAAGAUAAGAGUUUCCACUAUAAUGAAUUCUGAAAUUUUUUUAUGCUAUUUGUUUUGAUGUUUUUCCACAGUUGUCUUUACACAAAACUUGUGGCUUUUGCAUAUAUGUAAAGCCAGUUAGUUUUCUGUUUCUGUGUCUCCAUACAUAGAGCCAAUGAGUUUGCAAUUUCAGCUGGGUCAGGUACAGAAAAGUAAUUGUUUUGAGUUUUACUAUAAAAUAUGGUAGUUUACUAAAACUAUAAAUAGAAUGCAGAGUAAAAUUGAACAUAAAUGCUUUUAGUUAUAAACUUAGACUUUGAAAACGCUGAUGUUUGCACAGUACUCUGGUUUUUGUUGUUUUAAGAAAUUGACUUCUGUUAUUUCAGCUAUUGCAUAGCAGGCCAGUCUUUCGUUGUUCAGGUGCUUUUGUAAUUUUAUAUCUAAAUAUGUGAAUGUCAAGCAGUCCUACCAGUGCUCUCUCUGCCUCCUGGGGAAAUCCCCAAACCUAAUCCUGCUUAAUUCCUCCUCUGCAUUAUCCUUACAACUCUCAAACCUCUUGUCCAAAAGGAAUAAAUUAUUGCUUUCAUUUUUUCUCUAAACAAAAUGGAAUGUUCUGUUCGAAGUGCUUAUUAAUCCAGAGACUCCAUCAUUCCAAAAUUAUGUAGAUCUAAAUUACAGCCGUUUAAUCCUUUCCUUGACAGUCUGUUUGGGUUUGGUUCUCCCCCAUGCCCCCAUGCAUUCUGACUUUUUGUCCUGUUUUCUCGACUGUUGUUAGAACUGUCCCUCAGAGCAUCAUCUCUUUCUCCAUAAAUAAACUACUCAUUUCAGGUAGCAGAAUACAUUCUGUAGGUUAUAACUGGGAAAAGAAAAAAAUUUUAGUGAUCAGGCAGCUUUCUCCUGUCAUAUCCUUUAAUAUGUUCUUAAAUAGCCUUCUUGUAUAAGAGAACUAAGAGACUCAGGAUGCAAACUAAUCAUUGACCUAACACAAAAACAAGGAAAAUUACCUAAAGACAUCUUGCGUUUCAAACCUACAUAUGUAUGCCUUCUGUUUGAAAUUAUAAUUGGACCUUUCUUUCAUGAGAAAAAAUAAUGUAUAAACCGAAACAUGAUUGUUAAUUGUUUUUAAAUGUAAAAUAGGUGAUAGCCAAACUUUCAGAGUAAAUUACUCAGGAAAUACCUUGAAGCCCUCUUAAAUUCUUUUUCAACUCUUAAGAUUUUGUAAGCUGUAUGUGAGGAACACAUCAUUUAAGUACUCUAGACUGUGUUAACACCGUAGUACGGGUAGUAAUCGAUGUGUUUCUAACUAGGUACUUUGUGUAAUUAGUGGUACAUCUUUGAAGGAUAUUAGAAUUUAUUGCCCAAAUAUAUUUUCUUAGGAUGUGACUCAUUGCCCAUAAGCUAGUUUGUGUAGAAGAAUUUAUAGAUCUUAACUUCUACAAAGCAAAGUUCCACAAAUAACCAGUCUAUUGUGUAACUUAUAUGGUAGUGUUUAGUUGAAGGGUCUUUACUUUUUGUGACUCCAUGUUUAUAAUUUUAAAUUGCUCUGUAUUUUAUGCUAGUUAAUUCAUGGGAGCCUCUUCUACUGCCACACAAUCUCAGUUCCUGCUGUAUACUCUAACAAACAGUGGAAGAGACUGUUGGGUCAGUAGGUGACAACUGCAGAGGUGUCUUCCUUAUAACGAUGCUUUUUGAGGUUGCUGCUCCCAUCAAUCUGCUCAGUAAAAAUAGCUCAUCUUGUAAUGGAGGGGAAAGUUCCAGUCGCAGCGCUGAGAAACGAUCAGCUGAAGAAGAAGCUGGAGACUUCCCAACAAAGCCUACAAAGAUCUCCAAGUUUGGAUUUGCCAUAGGUAGUCAGACGACAAAGAAAGCAUCAGCCAUAUCCAUCAAACUCGGGUCAAGUAAGCCUAAAGAAACAGUUCCAACUCUUGCUCCAAAAACCCUUUCAGUAGCAGCAGCUUUUAAUGAAGAUGAAGAUAGUGAGCCAGAGGAAAUGCCUCCAGAAGCAAAGAUGAGGAUGAAGAAUAUUGGAAGGGAUACACCAACAUCAGCAGGACCAAACUCCUUCAACAAAGGAAAGCAUGGGUUUUCUGAUAACCAGAAGCUAUGGGAGCGAAAUAUAAAAUCUCACCUUGGCAAUGUCCAUGACCAAGACAACUAAAUGAUGCGUUUUGCGACUGGGGCGUGGGCUGGGUGUAAAGUUAAAAGGAACAGUUUCCUUUUUUAAAGAAUGGUAUAAGACUAUCUUUGGAGCCGCCUUUUUUUGUUGUUGUUUUUUUUUUUUGGUCUUUUUUUUUUUUUUUUUUAAGUAAAGAUCGAGUGGUAUACUAAUAAAUGAGAGUUUGAAAUUAGAGGUAAUUUAUGUUUUAUAUACAGAUUUCAAGACAUUUGCUAAUUUUGUAGUUUCAUGUGAUUAGUUUCCAAAGGUUACAGGUAAUAAAGAAAUCAGAAGUGGUACCUUUUUAAGAAUUGCAUAUUUUUUUAAACACAACUAUUAGCACAUUAAGAGGGAAGCAAAAAGUUGUUGUCUACUUAAACUGGUUCAAAAUGCAAGCAAUUGCUCUCUAACUUAACUCCCUUAUCAUGUAAACUGUCUGGCUCCCAGGAACAGCCUUAUAGAAAGGGAGUAUUGUAUUGGGAGGCAAAAUGUUACUGGACUAUUGCCUGAAAGUCAAUUUAGAUAAAAUUAAAUACAGCUGUUUUUCUCAUGGGCAUUUGUUUUGUUUCAAGUCAUAGAGUCGUUUUUGCAUUGCUAUCAGUAGAUGCAGAUGCUUAGCUCUUUAAAAGUAACCAUUUUUUGAAAUUUUAUGUCAACUGUUGAAUAUUUGAAAUAGCUCACUUCACCUUAAUGGGUCUUGUCUACCUUCACUAGUCUUCGAAGAAUGACCAUUUGCUACCAAAGUAAAUCAGUAUUUUGAACGUGCUUCUCUUGGUUUUUUUUUUUUUGUUUGUUUAGCUAGUUCCUGAAAUCAUUUCCAUGAGAACCUGAGGAAGCUGUUUCUUUUAAAAUACAAACCACCACCCCAAUAUUCAAAUGUACAUAAUGCUUAUGUAUUUGGCUGUUUUUAUUUUUUAAAAGGUUAUGAACAUCUAAAAAAGAAAAUACUAUAUGAAGAUGAAAAGUGAGAAGAUGCACUUUCUGUACUUUGUCAAAGCAUUUAAGUUACUAAUUUGUGAAAUCCAAUUUGAAUUGACCUUACUACAGGAGUUCUUACUAAUGGAAUACUGUGGUUUAUUUUAAGUGUGUAUGCACUGACCACUGGGCUCUCAGGAGCACAUUGUAAAAAAAAAAAAUGCUGAAAAUAGAAGGACGGAAAAUGCAUCUUCAGACAGUUUAUGGAAUGUCUGACCAUACAUUGUUCUACGUGUUGGUGAGGUUUAGGGUGGUAUUUUCUUCCUUUUUUUUUUUUGUAUUUUUUUAUCGUCUAUGAACUGUUUUUUUCUUAAUGUGACAGUUAAACACAUCUUUAAAAACAUAGUCACAAACAAAAGGAACAUACGAUUUCCUUGAAAAUUCCUACAGUGUUAAAUUUGGAGGACAUGUCACUAUUUUAUUGGUGGUAACUGCUAGCUGAGCUCUUUUAAUAGGUAAUAACUCCAGAGAAGCAGCCUGACUGUUGUAUAUUCCUAACACUUUUGUUCACUUGCAUUUAAGUUUAGAAUAAGUCCCAAGUAAAACAAUGGAGAAAUGUAUAUAGAGCUGUUAGUUCUUACUUACUUACAUGAUUUAAUUAUAUCAAGAUACAUGAAUUUAACUUUAACUUACUUUAAUGUAGGCAAACUUUCCAUUUUCAUUCAUUUUAUUGUUUAUGUUAAAAUAAUUAUCCCUCUCCUACGUAUUCUUUUCUUGACCCAAAGGAAAUAUUUACCUGAGGUCAAGAUGGGAGAGAGAAAUGACUGAGAUGAAUGUCUUACUAAAAUACCAAUAAAUUGUCAAACUCAA
Messenger RNA from Loxodonta africana (African savanna elephant), 7841 nucleotides. It is a transcript of the gene PCNP, whose product is annotated as PEST proteolytic signal containing nuclear protein. The coding region runs from base 5583 to 6059 and encodes 158 amino acids. Gene Ontology annotation, cellular component: nucleus. The transcript is spliced from 5 exons. Lineage: Eukaryota; Metazoa; Chordata; Mammalia; Proboscidea; Elephantidae. The record is from RefSeq and is a predicted model, not a curated record. Gene Ontology annotation, biological process: proteasome-mediated ubiquitin-dependent protein catabolic process; protein ubiquitination.